UGGAUGAUGUGUUUGAUCAUCUCUUAGAAUACACCAGUGAGGAUCUGUGUGAGCAGUCAUGGACGGGAGUUUGUUUGUACUGCUGCUGUCAGGUUGGAGUGGUAAUUUAUAAUUUGUAUUUAUGAUGAUGUGUUCACAUAGAUGGUUUAACAUGUUGAAUUGAACAGGAUUCUUCUGGAGCAGUUCUGCUCUUUCUCGUCCGUACCACUAUAUAAAUACAGCGAUGUCGUGGCCAGAGGCUCAGAGUUACUGCAGAGAGAGAUUCACUGAUCUGGCUACUGUAGACAGCAUGGAUGAUGUGAACAGGCUGCUGAAUGUAGUGGAUGCUGGAUACAGUGGAUCAGUGUGGAUUGGACUGAAGAGGGGGACACACAAACAAUGGAGUUGGUCUAAUGGAGAAAACACAACUUCUCAGUACUAUAACUGGGCUUCAGGACAGCCAAAUGCGGAUGGAGAUUGUGUAGCUAUUUUGUCUGGAGUUUGGCAUGAUAUUGAAUGUAGCUAUAAGCGAUAUUUUGUGUGCUAUAAAAAUGAUGGAUAUAUUUUAGUACAAAGUGCUAAAAUCUGGACAGAUGCUCGGAGCUACUGCAGACAGUAUCACACAGACCUGGCCACCAUCCACAGCUCAGAGGAAAAUGACCAGGUAAUCAUGAAAGUUUUAUCUGGAUGGUACAUCUGGUUUGGUCUGUAUCUGGACUCUUGGGAAUGGUCUGAUCAGUGGGAUCUGAGGUUCAGAAACUGGGCAGCAGAUCAACCAUUGAUGACAGGAUCUAGUAACUGUGCUGGUAUGUCAAGAAGCAACUCUGGCAGAUGGUCUCAAUACAGCUGUGAUGUAAAGAAGCCUUUUAUCUGCUAUGGAGAUGACAAGAGAAAACAAAUUGUGAGAUUGAAAGUGACCUGUAAGGGAAAAUGCGCAUUGAAUGAUCCUUCACUACAGACGGCCAUUCUGAAUGAGAUAAGUGAAAAGCUGAAGAACAUGAGGUUGGAAAGUGACAGCAAAAUAAGCUGGAGAAAGGGGGAAGAUGGAGAGGUGUUUCAUCAGGAGAGCAACCAUAUGGUGAAUUUAGAUAAUAAAUGUAAUAGGCAUCUGUAAUGUAUUUUUUAAAACUUAAACACACACAAAGUAAUGUUACUAUAUUGUUUUGAUGAACUGGAAAAUAGUAGUAGUAGUGCAAUACAAUAUUAACAAAAUUGAUGAAUGUAGCCUAACAUUAGCUAGAAAUACUCACAUUCUUACAAGACUAUAGGCUUCUUUUCUUUCAACAAAUUUAAUUAAAUUAAUUUCCUACAAUUCCAUUAAUUAAAUUUUCCUUUUAAUAAUGUAGUUUAAAUUCACUGUGAUUUUUUAACAGUACUCAGGUUCUAGUAUAUGCAGAGAAGAUUUUGAGAUAUACUGUAUGUAUA
Messenger RNA from Onychostoma macrolepis, 1404 nucleotides. RefSeq names its product C-type mannose receptor 2-like. The coding region runs from base 224 to 1093 and encodes 289 amino acids. The transcript is spliced from 4 exons. The record is from RefSeq and is a predicted model, not a curated record. Lineage: Eukaryota; Metazoa; Chordata; Actinopteri; Cypriniformes; Cyprinidae.